AUGACAACGCAAAACCGAGCCGCCCUAAUGCUAUCGAGCCUCAAAAAGACUAUUAUCGAAGUCUCUGGAAGCUACAGCAACCGAGGAUCUGGCUACUACGAUGCGCCUCCCGUCGAGGACAAAACACCUUUGGUUCAAGACCUGGAAGAGAUGAUUGUCUCACCGUUGACGACGAAGGACGAAAAGGUCGUGCUGAUAGAUACGUUGAUGGUGGUGAGAGUGUUGCAGAGAUUGAAGGAGGAGGAAUGGUCGGACAGGUUGAAGGAGGUUUUUGAAAAGGGUGACAAGGAACACAGCCGGAGGAGGUGA
Messenger RNA from Letharia columbiana, 309 nucleotides. RefSeq lists its product as uncharacterized. Lineage: Eukaryota; Fungi; Ascomycota; Lecanoromycetes; Lecanorales; Parmeliaceae. The transcript has a single exon. Bases 1 to 309 code for a protein of 102 amino acids. The record is from RefSeq and is a predicted model, not a curated record.